Molecule: messenger RNA, 457 nt
Organism: Episyrphus balteatus (marmalade hoverfly)
Lineage: Eukaryota; Metazoa; Arthropoda; Insecta; Diptera; Syrphidae
Gene: ND-B14.5A
Product: NADH dehydrogenase [ubiquinone] 1 alpha subcomplex subunit 7
Exons: 3
Coding region: 87-395 (102 amino acids)
Biological process (GO): ATP synthesis coupled electron transport; mitochondrial electron transport, NADH to ubiquinone
Cellular component (GO): mitochondrial inner membrane
Source: RefSeq, a predicted model, not a curated record
AGCAUAUGUCAAACUGACAGUUAUCUGUCAUCUGUCAAAUAAGAGAUUGUUGUUUUAUCCAUAUUUUCAUAGGAGAUAAUUCAACAAUGGCAAGUGCUGCACGUAGAGAUGUCGCACCUUUUUUGCAAAGAAUUCGUGCGUUCUUGCUCGGUCGGGAGCACACUGUAGCUGUUCGCUUUGAAGAUGGUCUCGCCGAUCGUACUCAACCUCCUCCAGACGUACCCGGCGGCCCAGCUCAUCUGCUCUCAGCUAAUUACUAUUGCAACCGUGAUCCACGACGUGAAGUGGCCCCACCAAUUGAUGUCGUCAAGCAAAAUCUGAUUGCUGGUGGUGAUUCUGGAAGCAAGGCCACAACAAAACUACCAACUCCAGGAAAAGUAUAUCGAUGGGAUUAAAAAAUAUUGCUUAAAAUAAUUUCUUUGAUUUAAAUGAAUAAUUAAAGCUACGAAUUGAUUGA